Molecule: messenger RNA, 490 nt
Organism: Neltuma alba
Lineage: Eukaryota; Viridiplantae; Streptophyta; Magnoliopsida; Fabales; Fabaceae
Product: E3 ubiquitin-protein ligase RHA2B-like
Exons: 2
Coding region: 1-435 (144 amino acids)
Source: RefSeq, a predicted model, not a curated record
AUGAAAGCUCUCUCAGAUUUCUUCUUUCAUCUCUACGCAAAGACCGUCGUCCUGCUGGUCUUCCUGCUUAUAGAAUUCAUCAUCCUCAUUCGAAAACUCAAAACACACACCCCUCCAAUUACCAUCUCCCAGUACCUCCAACUCAUUGAAGAGAAAAGCCCCACCGUUUGUUUCACCAGAACACUGAAUAUGGCGGACCAACUAGAGUGCAGGGUUUGCUUAUCUGAGCUUCGAGAAGGCGAAAAUGUCAGGAACUUGAAAUGUAAACACACAUUUCACAAGGAAUGCUUGGACCGAUGGUUGCUUCAGUUUUGGGCCACUUGUCCUCUCUGUAGGAACAGAGUCCUUCCAGAAGAUGUCGUGACCAGUUAUCGACGGCUUCGGAAUCAGAGGGAAUUGAUCAUCUUUCCCUUCUGGGAUUCCUCGGAAGAUUAGUGAUGUACCGUCUGCUGUAUGUAUGAAGAUUAUGGUAAAAGAAAAAUCCAACCUU